GAAGAACCAGUUUUCCUGCGACGUGGAGUAGAACCAGCGCGUUCCGUCUGCUCUGAGAGGAGAACUUUGUGGGUCAGCAGGGCUGCUCCUUCCUGGUUCUGUUUCCAGCUCUCCCUGCACGAUUACCUGGACCAGGUGUGUUCCUUCAAUCAGAACCCGGAGACAUCCGACCGAGCUCAUCAGCGGGGCUUGGAGAUCUGGAGGACCAGAACUGAGCAGCGUUUCUCACCUGAAGUCAACCAACCAACCAGGAUGGAGAAGCAGACGGAACCGUCCAUCAUCCGGAUCCCCCCCCACCACUACAUCCACGUCCUGGACCAGAACACCAACAUCGCCCGCGUGGAGAUCGGACCUCUCACCUACAUCCGCCAAGACAAUGAGAAAGUUCUCUUCCUGCCGGUCCGGAUGAUCAUGGUUCCGCCCCGCCACUUCUGCGUGGUGUCCAACCCCGUGGCCCGCGACGACGACAACCAGGUCCUCUUCGACCAGUCCGGACAGGCCAAGCUACGGCACGCGGACCUGGAGAUCCGGCUCACCCAAGACCCCUUCCCGCUGUACCCGGGGGAGGAGGUCAAGCAGGCCGUGACGCCGCUGCAGAUCGUCUACCCGGACACGGCGCUGCGUCUGCAGGCUCUGCUGGACUUUGAGGACGACGAGGGACUGAAACGGGUCGCUGGAGACGAGUGGCUGUUUGAGGGUCCCGGGACCUACAUUCCCAGGAAGGAGGUGGUGGUUCUGGAGACCAUCAAGGCCACCGUGAUCCGGGAGAACCAGGCCAUCCGACUGAGAGCCCGCAAAGAGGGCAAAGACCGGGGCGGCGUCCAAAGAGUCACAGGUGAGGAGUGGCUCGUCAGUAAGGUGGGGGCCUACCUGCCAGGUGCCCACGAGGAGGUCAUCGAUAUCGUCAACGCCUUCAUUCUGACUGACAAGAAAGCGCUGCACGUCCGCGCCCUGCGCCCCUUCAAGGAUGCCGGCGGCCACGAUCGCCGCACCGGCGAGGAGUGGCUGGUCACCAUGGCGGACAGAGAGGCGCACAUCCCGUCCGUGGCGGAGGAAGUGGUGGACGUGGUGGACGUGACCACGCUGAACAGCCGGCAGUACUGCGUGAUUCUGGACCCGGUCGGACCCGACGGGAAACCUCAGCUGGGCCAGAAGAAGGUGGUGAAGGGCGAACGCUCCUUCUUCCUGCAGCCGGGGGAGCAGCUGGAGAACGGCAUCCAGAACGUGUACGUGCUGUCGGAGGACGAAGGUCUGGUCCUGCGGGCGGUGGAGGCGUUCACUGACACUGAGCAUGAUGGCGAGGAGGAGGAGGAAGAUCCUGAGGAGGAGGAGCGGAGAGAGAGCGGAGCAAAGCGUUUCCGGUCCGGCGGCAUCGUGCGGCGCCCCGGAGACCGCUGGAUGCUCCGCGGCCCCAUCGAGUACGUCCCCCCCAUCAACGUGGAGGUGGUGCUGAAGCAGCACGCCAUCCCGCUGGACGAGAACGAGGGGAUCUACGUCCGGGACAUGAAGACGGGAAAGGUGCGCGCUGUCAUUGGCCACACCUACAUGCUGAACCAGGAUGAGGAGCUGUGGGAGAAGGAGCUUCCCGCCAACGUGGAGGCGCUGCUGACGUCCCGCGUCGACCCGCUGGCCGACCGCUCCACCCGCUUCCCCACAGGGGAUGGCGUGCCGAGGAACAAGACCAGGGUGGUGACCUUCAGGGUGCCCCACAACGCCGCCGUGCAGGUGUACGACUACAGGGAGAAGAGGGCCAGGGUGGUGUUCGGGCCCGAGCUGGUGAUGCUGGGACCGGACGAGCAGUUCACCAUGCUGUCGCUGUCCGGAGACAAACCCAAGAGGGCCAACGUCAUCAAGGCCAUCUGCCUGCUGCUGGGGCCCGACUUCUUCACCGACAUCAUCACCAUCGAGACGGCCGACCACGCCCGCCUGCAGCUGCAGCUCUCCUACAACUGGCAUUUCGACGUGAAGCCUGCGUCUGACGUGGCGGCGGCAGCGGCGCUCUUCUCCGUGCCGGAUUUCGUGGGCGACGCCUCCAAAGCCAUCGCCUCCCGGAUCAGAGGCGCCGUUGCCUCCGUGCAGUUUGACGACUUCCAUAAGAACUCAAACCGGAUCAUCUGCUCCGCCGUGUUCGGCUUCGAUGAGAAAAUGGCGGUCCGGUCCAGCCUUCGCUUCCCGCAGAACAACCUGAUAAUCAGCAGCGUGGACAUCCAGUCCGUGGAGCCCGUGGACCAGAGGACCCGGGACGCCCUGCAGAAGAGCGUUCAGCUCGCCAUCGAGAUCACCACCAACUCCCAGGAAGCAACCGCCAGACACGAGGCGGAACGGCUGGAGCAGGAGGCCCAGGGCAAGCUGGAGAGGCAGAAGAUCACGGACCAGGCGCAGGCAGAGAAGGCCCGCAAGGAGCUGCUGGAGCUGGAGGCCCUCAGCGCCGCCGUGGAGAGCACCGGCGCCGCAAAGGCCGAGGCUCAGUCCCGGGCUGAGGCGGCUCGCAUUCAGGGGGAGGCGGCGGUCAACGAGGCCAAGCUGAAGGCCGAGGCUAUGAGGAUCGAGGCGGAGGCGGAGCUAGAGCGCCUGGCGAAGGCUCGGGAGCAGGAGCUGAACUACAAGAAGCAGAUGGACAGCUUGGAGGUGGAGAAACAGGCUCAGCUGUCGGACAUCGAGUCCAAACGCUUCCAUAGGAUCAUGGAGAGUCUGGGCGGAGAUACGCUGAGAGAGAUCGCCAGAGCCGGACCAGAACUGCAGGUGAAGAUGCUGCAGAGUCUCGGCCUGAAGUCCACCAUCAUCACCGACGGCUCGUCACCCAUCAACCUCUUCACCACCGCCACCGGCCUGGUGGGGGCGCUGCCGGGCCAGGGACAGUCCUAGUCAGGAGGAGGAGGGACUGACACAACUGUCCUGUGUUCAUGUCAGCAGAAAUGUUUUCUUAAGCUCCGCCUCCCACGUUGUUAUAGGGAGGAAAUGGUUCUGAUUGGUGGUUGUUCAGCUGCUCUGUUGUCGUUCAGGAAGCUGAAGUUCAACAAACUGAACUGUUGGCUCAAAUGUGCCUCCAAACCGCCUGAAGCUGCAGACGGUUUCUCUGUUUUUCUUCCUCUGCCACAUUAAAACAUUUAAAAAUACGA
Oryzias latipes (Japanese medaka) is the source of this 3119-nucleotide messenger RNA. The record is from RefSeq and is a predicted model, not a curated record. NCBI's taxonomy places the organism in Eukaryota, Metazoa, Chordata, Actinopteri, Beloniformes, Adrianichthyidae.